Messenger RNA from Nothoprocta perdicaria, 2724 nucleotides. RefSeq names its product frizzled class receptor 3 (gene FZD3). Gene Ontology annotation, biological process: canonical Wnt signaling pathway; non-canonical Wnt signaling pathway. The record is from RefSeq and is a predicted model, not a curated record. Lineage: Eukaryota; Metazoa; Chordata; Aves; Tinamiformes; Tinamidae. Gene Ontology annotation, cellular component: plasma membrane. The transcript has 7 exons. Gene Ontology annotation, molecular function: Wnt-protein binding; Wnt receptor activity. Bases 382 to 2385 code for a protein of 667 amino acids.
CCCACAUUUUACAGGAAGGAUCUAUGUUGUUGUAUCAUUCCAUUUCUCUGGGACAGGUCAUCUAACAAAACAAGAACUUAAUGCAGCUGCUGUUCAGUCAGGAUGGAGUCAAUUGUGUGGGAAUGUGGAUAAACACUUCAUGGCUUAACCUAAUACCUACUCUUUAAUAAUGUGAAAAGAAAAAGCAAGAUGUUUCACACCUCUGCCUCCAACGCAUCACCGGAACUCCACAAACAGUGUUGUAUACAACGAGCAUCCAAGUUUUGAAGAGUCUUAAAGAAGGACUGAGAAUAUUGGUGUUAAAUUGAAAUCUGAAGAUACGUGAGGCAUUUAAAGAGUCUUCUGACUGGGCUCCAUAACUGGCCCCAUUCUUGUGGAAGGAUGGCUGCUCACUGGAUGUUCUGUUACCUUUGGCUUUUGGAUGUUUUGGUGGGGCACACAAGGGGACACAGCUUGUUUUCCUGCGAGCCGAUCAUCUUGCGGAUGUGCCAGGAUCUACCUUACAACACCACCUUUAUGCCUAACCUUCUGAACCAUUACGACCAGCAAACAGCUGCAUUAGCAAUGGAGCCCUUUCACCCGAUGGUGAAUCUGGAAUGCUCCAGGGAUUUCCGGCCCUUCCUGUGUGCCCUCUACGCUCCGGUGUGCAUGGAGUACGGCCGGGUCACGCUCCCGUGUCGCCGGCUUUGCCAGCGGGCCUACAGCGAGUGCUCCAAACUCAUGGAGAUGUUUGGGGUCCCCUGGCCCGAGGAUAUGGAGUGCACCAGAUUCCCUGAUUGCGAUGAGCCGUAUCCUCGCCUCGUUGACCUCAGUCUAGCCAGGGAACCCACCGAAGAGACCCCAAUGGCAGUACAGAGGGAUUAUGGUUUUUGGUGUCCUCGGGAGCUGAAAAUAGACCCUGAUCUCGGUUACUCUUUCCUGAGGGUACGAGACUGUUCCCCUCCUUGCCCAAAUAUGUACUUUCGUCGUGAGGAACUCUCCUUUGCUCGCUAUUUCAUCGGAGUGAUCUCCAUCGUCUGCCUUUCUGCUACCUUGUUUACUUUUUUAACUUUCCUGAUCGAUGUCACCAGAUUCCGCUAUCCCGAGAGACCCAUAAUAUUUUACGCCGUCUGUUACAUGAUGGUGUCGCUCAUUUUCUUCAUUGGCUUUCUGCUCGAAGACCGAGUCGCGUGUAACGCAGCGAGCCCUGCCCACUACAAGGCUUCCACGGUGACGCAGGGCUCUCACAACAAAGCUUGCACCAUGCUUUUCAUGGUGCUCUAUUUCUUUACCAUGGCCGGCAGCGUUUGGUGGGUCAUUCUAACCAUCACGUGGUUCUUGGCCGCCGUGCCAAAAUGGGGCAGCGAAGCGAUCGAGAAGAAAGCCUUGCUCUUCCACGCCAGUGCCUGGGGCAUUCCAGGAACUCUAACCAUCAUCCUCUUAGCGAUGAAUAAAAUAGAAGGCGACAAUAUUAGCGGCGUGUGUUUUGUUGGCCUCUAUGACGUGGAUGCAUUAAGAUACUUUGUCCUUGCUCCCCUCUGCCUCUACGUGGUGGUCGGAGUUGCCCUCCUGCUAGCUGGCAUUAUCUCUCUGAAUCGCGUUCGCAUUGAGAUCCCGUUAGAGAAAGAGAACCAGGACAAGCUAGUGAAGUUCAUGAUCCGGAUUGGCGUGUUCAGUGUUCUCUACCUCGUGCCCCUCUUGGUGGUAAUUGGCUGCUAUUUCUAUGAGCAGGCGUAUCGAGGCGUGUGGGAGACCACGUGGAUCCAGGAACGCUGCCGGGAAUAUCACAUCCCGUGCCCCUACCAGGUCACCCAGACGAGCCGCCCGGAUUUGAUUCUCUUCCUCAUGAAGUAUCUGAUGGCUCUGGUCGUCGGGAUCCCCUCCGUGUUCUGGGUUGGCAGCAAGAAGACCUGUUUUGAGUGGGCCAGCUUCUUCCACGGCCGCCGGAAAAAGGAAGCUGUCAACGAGAGCCGGCAGGUGCUGCAGGAGCCGGAUUUCGCGCAGUCGCUGCUGCGGGACCCCAACACGCCCAUCCUGCGCAAGUCGCGGGGCACGUCCACGCAGGGCACGUCCACGCACGCCUCCUCCACGCAGCUCGCCGUCAUGGACGAGCAGCGCAGCAAGGCGGGCAGCGUGCACAGCAAAGUGAGCAGCUACCACGGCAGCCUGCACCGCUCGCGCGACGGCCGCUACACGCCGUGCAGCUACCGCGGCGCGGAGGAGAGGCUCCCGCACGGCAGCAUGUCCCGCCUCACCGAUCACUCCCGCCACAGCAGCUGCCACCGCCUCAACGAGCAGUCGCGGCCCGGCAGCAGCCGCGAGCUGAGCACCAACCCGCUGGGCCACGGCCCGCACGGCGCCGCCAGCAUGAACCGCGUCAUCGAGGAGGACGGCACGAGCGCCUGAGCCGCCGCCGCCGCGCCCAGAACGCCRCUCGCCUCCUGGGGACCUUGCAGGAGGCCAUUAUUUAUUUGGUAACUGCUGCUCUCCUGCCAAACGCUGAGUUUCUGCUCCUUGGCUGAGGGAAACGUUUCCCUCCUUCCAAGGUGUCUGCGUGGGGGCAAGAGAUGCCCUUGGGAGUGGCCCAAGGAGGCGGGAGGAGACUCYGCGGAGGAGGGAAUUCUGCCUGGUCUCCGUGUGUCUCCGAGACCACGACCCGGUGCCGGCCCGCGGGAAGCGCAGCAGGCGGGCGGCCCGUUGAGCGCUGCCGAAGCCGCCGGCAUCUCCAACCCCUUACACUGGAAA